Molecule: messenger RNA, 3738 nt
Organism: Ectocarpus siliculosus
Lineage: Eukaryota; Phaeophyceae; Ectocarpales; Ectocarpaceae
Source: the annotation of a GenBank genome assembly
AUGGCUGAUACGGAUCGCGGCGCACUGAAGGCCUUAUUUCGUUCGACCGGCGGGGUCAGAUGGAAGAGGAAGGACAACUGGGACACAGCCGCUGACCUACAUGUCGCAACGUGGUUAGGAGUCGAAGUCAACCACCAGGGCCGCGUGAUGAAGCUUUCCCUCGAUAAGAACAAUCUCCAAGGGCCUAUGCCUGCGGAACUGGGAGCUCUUGCCGAGCUGAAGGAGCUUUGGCUACAUAUCAACAAACUUGAAGGUCCCAUCACGCCGGAACUAGGAAGCCUCGCGACCCUCAGGCUCCUCUACCUCGGGGGAAAUCAACUUUGCGGAUGUAUUCCCGGGGCGCUAGGAUUUCUCAGCAACUUGGAAGUUCUUCGACUCGAAAACAACCAGCUUUCCGGUCCCAUUCCGCAGGAGCUGGGGAAACUCACAGCUUUGCGCUACCUCAACCUGUCAGAAAACAAGCUCAGCGGGCCCAUCCCCAAGGAGCUGGGAGCCCUCACCGACCUGAAGAGGAUUGUGCUGUUCGAUAACCAACUUACAGCUCUCUGGGACCACACCCACUACCUACAAGAUAUCGUCCACGAAGAAGGAGCUCACGGGAUGUCAGGUGGGCGGAUUCCUAGCCAGCUGUGCCGAUUGCUUGACGUCCUGGAUCGUGCAGAGGGAGGGGUCCUCAGUCUCGAGGAUAACCCAUGGGCUGAGCCUCCAGAGUCCAUCGUGGCCAAAGGCCCAAAGAGUAUCAGAGGGUAUUUUGAAGAUCUCUAUGCCGAACCCUGUCGGGUCGAGCGCAGCAGCGUCAAGGUCAUUCUUGUGGGACAGGAAGGUGCAGGGAAGACAAGUCUGCGCCAGAGCAUGAAGACCAAUGAAGCAACUCCUACGGGCGAUUGGAAGGAGGAGAGCACAGUUUUCGCUGACGUGGAGCCCAUGGAACUCGAAGGUUCAUCCGUUCGAGUGUACGAUUGCGCUGGACAGGCCGCCUACACCGGGUUGCUGCAAAUGUUCCUGACGCCACGGUCGGUCUGCGUGCUAGUGUGCAACGCGGAGGCUUUCGGACAGCAGCGAGCUAACGACACCGGUGGUCAGAUUAUGGAAGACUGUCGCAAGCUGGAAGAACUGCGAGUCUGCGAGUGGCUACGAUCUAUCGCUCGCCGCGUUCCCGACAACGACGCCAUCCUGGUGGCCACGAAGUGUGAUCUGGUGGGCGGGAACGCCGCGGAGGUUGGCAGAAGAAUGGAGCAGGCCUGUCGAAUGUGGCUUGCGAGCUGGGUACGCAAUGGUAUGCAGCCCGUUCGUUUGGAGCACGGUGUUGGCCUCACGAGCUGCCGGCCUACAAGAUUUGGUGAGCAUGGCGAGAGGGGCACUGCCAACCACACGGUAGAGGGCGGCUGGGUGUGCGACUGGCGAGGCCAUAUUGGUGAUGACUCCGCGCCCGGUUUGCUCCACCGGCUCGUCAACAAGCCCGACGGGGGUGGUCUUCGAGGAACGCAGUUGGUGCUUCCUCGCAGCUGGGACAUUGCCCUCACAGUCCUUGAAGCUCUGGAGAGUGGACGAGAUCCCGUGGAGGUUGUAAUGCACAAGUUGGGCAACGUUGGCCGAGGAGACGCUGCGGAAAUGACAGCAGCCAAUGCAGGAGGGUAUCAGGGGAUCACGGUUGAAGACCUCAUCGCCAAGUGGCUGGAGACAGUUGAUGAGCUUGCGAGAAGAGAGAUCACGGUCACGAGCGCCAAGAACGCGUUAGAAGGAGCUCUUUCGAUCAGGGAGUUCGAUGGAUCCCUCGUUCGCCAUGAGACAUUUGUCUUUCUGGACGUCGUUUGGCUAGCCAGAAUCCUCAAGCCCUUGCUCAACCACAAGGAUGAAGAGAGCUUCGACGGGCUUGUGAAUCUUGGGGACACAGGCGACACGCGUGUCACCCUCGAGGACCCGUUAGACAUCGUUUCGUGGUUCAGGCUCAAGAACGAGGGAGUGAUAGAACCCAGAUUGGCGUGUGCAUUGUGGCCUGAUGGCCUGUCCGAGCACGUUCUCCCCACCCUUGCAUCAUUGGGUCUCACGUUCCCGCUCGAAAACGACCCUGCUGAGGGCCUGGUAGUCCUGCUAAGGCAAAAACCAGACUGCCCCGAGAGUGUGGGCAAAGUGAUCGACACAUUCUGCUCGGAACACAUCCCGGCAUUCAGCGCAAGUUGGAAGAUCUUCCUUGGUGUACCGCCUGGUGCAAUAGAAAAGGUGUUGACGCGGUGCUGCAAUCUCGGUGGCGUGCGAACAUUCUGGCGGUCUGCGGUGUUUGUGCAUGGCGGUCACGGCUACCAAGGCGGGCACGAGAUGUUUGCCGUGGUCUUGGAGUACUCAUCCGCCAACAACGAACUUACUGCCAAGAUUUUCGGCGACAUCAGCACUCCAACUCCGUGGAUGGCACUUUCAUAUGUCAUGUCUGCUGUGAGUUUGAUGAUGCGGGAUUUCCCAGGUCUACGCUCGAGAGGCUCUCUGAAAUGUCCUCAGCAUGGCGACGCGAUGCUGUUGGCGACCAAGGUACCUCGCCCUGGAGACAAGUUUCUGGAAGGCAGUAGAUGCCCACAAUGCAGCGCCGACACCAGAGGACUCGGGGCUGCAGCUAUCGAUCUCGUGCGGAUGGUCGACAUCCGAUUAGACCGAGACGAGAUUUUCCACGAGGUGAAGGAGAGGUUCGUCGACCUGGAGGGUCGGUACUCCUUCUCCAGCCCUGCGGGUAGCUCCAAGGGGGAGAACUUGUUGAUUCAAAAGAUCGAUGGCGUGGCGAUAGCCGUACACGGAGGGUUCAACGAGAUGAAGGGAGAAGCUAACGGUAUUAGGGCCGGGUUGGGAGACGUGAAGGGCGAGAUAAGGGGAGGCUUUCACGAGAUGAAGGAGGGGUUGCGUGACGUUCAGGUAGAGGUGAGGGGGGGUUUCGAAGACACCAAGGCCGAAUUGGGUGACGUGAAGGGCGAAUUAAAAGGAGGGGUUGUGGAGAUGAAGGCCGGCUUGCGUCAUGUUGAGGACGAGGUGAAGGGAGGGUUGGGCAUGUUGAAAGGAAGGCUGGAGAACGUGUUCAAGAACACCCAGGAAAUCCUUAUGCGCCUCAAGAACUUGCAGGCCCCGAACUACCUAUACCCUCGCCUUGUGGCAGUGGAGGAAGUUGCAUCUGGUAGCACGCCGUCGAGGGCUCAUGGGAUGAAGAGGGUGCUGAGCAAGCUUCGUGGCGUAGGGAAGAAGGAGAUGGUGCUGCACUUCUUAUGCCCGGUCGACAUGACCAAGGUGCCGUGCGGCUACGGUGGUGAAGGCUAUCGGUUUCGGGAGACGCGUGGCUGGGUCAAGAAAAUAUCGCCUGUGCUGCAGGUGGCCGUGGUGACCGCGAAGGUGGCGCUGAACGCAACGGCAGGACUGAACGUGAACAUCUCGGAAUUCCUGAAGGAUGUGAAGGACGGGUUGGCCGAUGAGCUGGUUGACCGGUCUCUCGACGAGGACGCGCUACUUCGUGUUGUGUCGGGUGAGGAGGAUGUCGAUGCCGACAUGCAAAAUGAUACAAGGGCCUCGUAUGAAGCACUGAAGAAGCUCAUGGACAAGGAGCAGGUUGGCAGGCUUAAGAACGCCAGGGAUGGCGAUGGCUACAUAGACUUCAGGGACAAAAUGAAGCGUGUUCCGGACGGAAGGGGGGGGAUGGUGUGGGUUCGAAAUGAAAACGUUCAAAGGUGGUUGGACUCACAUUCGAACACCGCCCCAUCGAGGUAG